AGGAUUAUUAACUAGGAAUGUUUCAAAAAGGACAACCGUUCAUUUGAAACUGCCAUGUCUUAAAAUUUAAGAUUAUCAUUAAUUCAAAUUCAGUUUUCAACGUAAAAACUGGACAAUAAUUAACAAGGUGUAUUACAGUAAUUGAAGUAUCAAAUAAUUGUAUUCUUUGACUAAUCCAUGACAAAAAUACGUCGUUCUUUUGAAUAUCAGUCUACUAACUUAUUUUUAAUAUAUUUGAUGUUAAUACUUUAUAUUUUUUCUUCGAAUACCAGUUUAAUGGUUGGUAUUUCCGGGUUCAAAAACAAUAAUAGAACUCCAUUGUUUAUGCGAAAUGUAUUACCAACUUAUUUGGAUUUUCUCCACUGUAUCUUCUAUCAAUCCCAUCAUAAUUAUCAUGACUAUCAUUUAUGUUGGAAUAUCUAUAGUGAUGACUUAAAAUCGUGUCAUUUGGAUGAGUAUUUUGAUUAUAUACACAAACUAAAUAAUUGUUGUAAUAAGCCAACCAUUAAUCUUUAUUCAAAAAAUUAUAAAAAAUGGUUAUCUAAUAUUCAUAAACGAAAACAAAAUCAAAUAAUUAAAAAAAUUACAAAUUCAAAUAAAAUUCAACAAAAAUUAAAACAAUUUCAUAAAUUUCAUACAUUUAAACAAGAAUCUUUACAAUAUUCAAAAUUUAAUAAAAUACAUUUAUACAAAAAUCCGUUAUUUCAUUUAAAAAAUAAAACUUUUAUAAAUAUUCAUAAAUUAAUUAAAUCAAAUCAAAUUAUUUUAACAAAAUGGUUAAAUCAAUUAACAUAUUCAACAAAUUUAACUAAAAUUAUUAAUUUAACUGAACAAUUAACACAUUUAAUAUUAGAUUUAGCUUAUGAAAGAAUGAAACUUAUACUUUUAUAUGAAUUUCGUCAAUUAUGGAAUGAUUUAAUUUAUAAUAAACUUUAUACAGAAUAUAUUUUUGAUGAAUUAGAUUUACCUAUUUUAUCAAUCAAAUCUGAAUUAAUACAAUCAGUUUUCAAUGAAAUUGAUUAUAAUGGAGAUGGAGUUUUCACACCAUCGGAAUUGGAAAUAUUUUUACAAUUUCAUGAGAUAAUGCUUUAA
Schistosoma mattheei is the source of this 1092-nucleotide messenger RNA. Lineage: Eukaryota; Metazoa; Platyhelminthes; Trematoda; Strigeidida; Schistosomatidae. The record is from the annotation of a GenBank genome assembly.